CAUGAUGAUAACAAUAAACCUUGCAAACCCCUUAUCGUCUUCUCAAUUCUCAAAUCUCAACGACAGCAAGUAAAAAAAGUAGGGUUUAUUGUCUACACUUGAAAUUACUAUCGAUUAUGAUGCAAGGAACCGGAGUAUCAAAGUCCAUCGGUGCUUCGUCUACUGCCGCUCCUCCUCCUCCGCCUCCGAUAAGGGGAGUAGGAUUGGGACCAAGAGCAACAAUGGCGGACGAAAAGGAAAACGCACGCAAAGGAUUAGCGAAGAAGAAGCUACCAACCGCAAAGGAGAUGGUGGCACAUUACGAGUCCCAAGGGAUGCAACCUCAGGAAGCCUCUCUCAAAGUCAUCGACGAUCUGCAAAAUCUUCUCCUGAGAGUCGUCAACACCAGCAAGAAAAAUAAUAUGGACGCCAUCAACAACCGCCUCCUAAGGCUUGAAUCGAAGUUGGAUUCCAAGCCUGGAUUCCCCCAAACCCUAGCCAUCGGUGUAUUAUCUGGAACAGUCGUUCAUGUCUUCCCUCAAGUGGUUUCUUCCGUCGCUCAUAUCUGGAAUUCUGUUCGAUCAUCUACUUCUUCUACAUGAUGAUGUACUUGUAUAUGUUUGAUUUCAGUUUUAAUUUUAUUGGCUGAUUUAUGGGGUACAA
This is a messenger RNA of Lactuca sativa (garden lettuce), 642 nucleotides long. Its product is annotated as ribosomal protein-like protein. NCBI's taxonomy places the organism in Eukaryota, Viridiplantae, Streptophyta, Magnoliopsida, Asterales, Asteraceae. The record is from RefSeq and is a predicted model, not a curated record.